Molecule: messenger RNA, 3416 nt
Organism: Acanthoscelides obtectus
Lineage: Eukaryota; Metazoa; Arthropoda; Insecta; Coleoptera; Chrysomelidae
Source: the annotation of a GenBank genome assembly
GUAGUUGACCAGCUGACAUCUUGCUGUCAUUCUAUCUUGUUUUUAGUAGUGGGUUAGGUGGUCUGAGUAAAAUAAAAAACCUUUCACAAAAAAAACCUUUGAUAAAAGUUUUCUCACGCAUCAAGCCAAAAGGCUUAUGAUUAACAAGUCUAGUAGUAUCGAACUACUAGAAAUGGAUCCAUACAACAAAAAUAUUUCAUUAGAAACAUUUAGGAACGAGUCGAAGACUAGCUCAUUGACGAAGCAAGAUCCCACCGGCUGGGGAAAAACAUCGCCGAGCAAAAGCUACUGUUCAUCAAGCUCCACAUCCACAGAAAAUGUUGUAUCAACAUUGGAGCGAAGGAAAGUUAGUACUCUGAGUAUAGUUUCAGACCACUAUAGUCAGGAAUCUGGUACAUCUAAAAGUCCUGAUGACCCCCCUUUAUUACCAGGAGAAAAGGUUACAGGUCAAGCUAGAGAUGUGACAUAUUUGUGCCCAUAUCAUGGACCAGCAAGAGGGAUAUUAACAGUAACAAAUUACAAGCUAUACUUCAAGUCAGCAGAUAAAGAUAUGCCAAAUGUGGUAGAAGUCCCCUUAGGUGUGGUCUCUCGCAUCGAAAAAGUAGGUGGUGCCUCAUCCAGAGGCGAGAACGCCUAUGGCAUCGAAGUAUUCUGCAAGGAUGUGCGCAACCUACGCUUCGCUCACAAACAAGAGAACCAUUCACGUCGGGGCGUGUUCGAGAAGCUGCAAACGUACGCUUUCCCGCUCUCCCAUAGGCUGAGACCGUUUGCUUUCGAGUACGCGGAGGUGUUCCCUGAAAAUGGGUGGGCGGUGUACGAGCCCAUCGCAGAGCUGAAGAGGAUGGGAGUGAACAAUGACAUGUGGAAGAUAUCAAAGAUUAAUGAGAACUAUGACGUGUGUGAUAGUUAUCCAGCGGUUUGGGCGGUACCUGCGCAGUGUUUCCAGGUAACUGAUGACGACAUCCGCGCCGUAGCCCAAUUUCGUAGUCGCGGCCGUGUGCCAGUCCUCAGCUGGAUCCAUCCAGAAAGUCAAGCGACCAUAUCCAGAUGCUCCCAACCUCUUGUGGGCGUGGGAGGCAAGAGAAGCAGAGAGGAUGAACGUUACGUGCAAUUAAUCAUGGACGCCAAUGCGCAGUCGCAUAAACUGUUCAUCAUGGAUGCUAGGCCAAGUGCGAAUGCCAUGGCUAACAAGGCCAAAGGAGGAGGGUCUGAAGAUGCAUACCAAAAUGCAGAAUUGGUAUUUCUUGAUAUACACAACAUACACGUUAUGAGAGAAUCGCUGAGAAAAUUGAAAGAAUUGUGUUAUCCUAACAUAGACGAGACCAAGUGGCUUUCAGGCGUUGAAGCUACUUAUUGGCUGAAACACAUCAAGUGCAUUUUAGCGGGAGCUGUCAGAAUUGUUGACAAGGUGGAGAGCCAUAAAACCUCAGUCCUAGUCCACUGUUCAGAUGGCUGGGACAGGACUGCUCAGUUAACUGCUCUCUCAAUGCUGAUGUUGGACCCAUACUAUCGCACUAUCAAAGGAUUUGAGGUUCUUAUUGAAAAGGAAUGGAUCGCGUUUGGACACAAAUUCCAACAGAGAAUUGGGCAUGGCGACGACCACCACUCGGAUGCUGACAGAUCUCCAGUGUUCUUGCAAUUCAUCGACUGCGUUUGGCAGAUAACGCAACAGUUCCCGAAUGCCUUCGAGUUCAACGACUAUUUUCUCAUAACGAUUUUGGAUCAUUUGUACUCGUGCCGAUUUGGUACCUUUCUGUGCAAUAGCGAGAGAGAACGGGUCCAGGAAAGUGAGUAUUUGACAUAUGAUAUCCAAUGUUGCAUAAUUAUACAGAAAGUUCAUUAAAAGUCAAAAUAGGAACAUUGUGUAGUGGGAGCCAAUGGUCAAGCCUCGCCGGGCAGCAUCGAAGACAGUGUUGCCAUUUUCUCUCUGUGAUACUUUGAUGGUGACACUUUUAACUGACAAUAUUUUUGCUGCAUUAUCUAGCUGCAAUAGAGUAGCCAGCAACACUGCUAGCAAUCGCAACUAGAUUAAAGAAUAUGCAAUACCGCAAUAUUUUUAGUAUGACUGGGCUAUAUGACAUGUUUGACGUUUCAGUUACAUUUUUGUAUAUUGCUGUCAGAUUUCCGUACGAUCAGGGUCCUACUUAAUGUAAUUCAAUGUUGUUUGAAGAAUACAAUGAUUCUUAAGGACAAAGCUAACUUAAUUAAAACUAAAAUAUGUGCAACUUGAUUAAAUGUAUCAUAGAACUACGUACCUUUUUCAAGUAAUUUUGAGGACAGGCACACCAAAAGAUUUGCUUUAUUUACUCUUUUACUUUCCACGCCUACUAGCGUAUUGUAACCGAUAAAAUUUUCGAAUAGUAGAUAUCGUUUUUGGAUGUUAUAUGAUGUUUAUCAUGAAAAACCAUGUCACUCAUUUCCGACUCGCUGUCUGUCCGCAUCAUUUUUGAAAAUACUAAUAAAUUGAGACUGUGCAUUUUAGGGGGCGGGGAGAGCAUAUCUCAAUUUUUUAUGUUAAUAUAUUUAUACGCUCCCAAUUAGUAACUACAGGCACCUAUUAUACAUAUUUCACUCCUCAUAGAUUUAUCCGGACAUUAGCCUUUAAAACGGAUAGCAUCUGCUUCUCCUCCCGGCGACUUUUCGCCGGACUUAGUAAGUGUUCUGGUAUUACACUUAUUACUGGCGCGCCACAGCAUAGUGUUUUCUAUAUUUCCUAUAUUGGGAAGUGGAGACAACCUAUUUGACGCUAUUUCUAUGCUUCGUUAAUAUAACCUGCCGCGACGCGUUCAAUUUCGUUAGACAUUCUUGCCCGAGUUUACAGCGUGUCUGAUGAUAAAUUCUGACAAGUGUAUGUAGCUACAUAUUGCGAACAAUAUUUGCCAAGUUAUGAACAUGUAGGCAUAGUCGCUAAUAUUGUUAAAUAACGCAUCAAAAAUAUUGUUCGUUUAGAAGCUCAUUAAGAAGUUGGCAAGCAUACAUUAUUCUUGUUUGUAGAGCUGAAGGAGCAAACAGUGUCUUUGUGGUCAUACACCAAUAGCAAUUUAGACUUGUAUCGCAACCCUCUCUAUUGGGCUAACACAAUGCAACAAAGGGUUUUGGUACCAAUCGCCAGUAUUAGACACAUAAAACUAUGGAAGGCGUACUACUGUAGAUGGAAUCCAAGCAUGAGGACACAGGAUCCUGUAUACCAAAGAAUAAGAGAACUUCUGAAACUAAAAGAGCAGUUGGAACACACAGUGGGAGAAUGUCGCAAAGAACAACAGCAGAGAAUGCAGAGGAAUAAUGUGUCUCCAGCUUGACCCGAAGUCUCUUCAUAAUGUUAAACAUUGUAUAAAAGUCCACAAGAGUAUUAUUUUUAUUUUUUAUGACAAAGUUUGUGUUUAUUACUGUAAUAUAUCGCGUUCAAUAAGCUGUCA